Molecule: messenger RNA, 498 nt
Organism: Ochotona princeps (American pika)
Lineage: Eukaryota; Metazoa; Chordata; Mammalia; Lagomorpha; Ochotonidae
Product: TBC1 domain family member 28-like
Exons: 4
Coding region: 43-381 (112 amino acids)
Source: RefSeq, a predicted model, not a curated record
UGUGUGUCUUGCAGAUUCAAUGGGUCCGCCCUGAGGACCCUGAUGUUCCUGGAGAAAGCCCAGUCGAUGGCCAAGGAGAGAGCUCAGAUCUUCUCCCUGUAUGAACAGGGACCCCGGAGAAGGCUCCUUGUUGAUCCUGGAGAUGAGGACGAAGACAACAUCACGCUCAUCCCGGACCAUUUUGGCUUCUUGCGGGAGAAGUCACAGCCCAGGGACAGUGUCCUGGGGACUAAGCAAAGACAGAAGGAUUCCCGGAGACUCCGAAAGUGGGUCAAAAUGUUGGAAAACUAUUGCAAGUACCGCAGCACUGAGAAGGUACUGUGGAAGGGAGCGCCCCCUGGGGACCACACUGAGAAGCACAGGGAUGAGCAGUGUCCUUAGCUGGGCUGGACAUCUCUGCCUCUCAGACACCCGGGCUAACUGUCCUGCCCUGAAGAACAUGGGUCACCUAAACCCCAUGUCCACACAUGCAGGGGACUCUCCUAGGAAACAGGCCAG